AUGUCGUCGAAAAACGAAAUUACUCAAGGUGGCAGCCACAGAAGAGGAAAUCCACCCGUGGGAGAGACCACGGCUAGGGCAAGGAUUCUGGAGGCCCUAAACAACAUCCCAAUCAUACCUGACAAAGCGGUGCCUCACUUGGCCGCUCUGGAAAGGAACACUACAAGUGCAGAAGAGCUAAAGAGUGCCAAAACGGGUGACCCGUUCAAAAAGAGCAAUAAAAUGCGGCGCUCGCCGCUUUUCGCGCCACAGGCUAGCAGCUCAGCCGGCACCGGCAGCCCAGCAGCGGUAGAGAAGGAAACGCCAAAGAGGCCACGGGAGAUGCUUAGCCCGGACAAGGACCAGAGGGCGGCUCCCCCAAAAAAAAAUAAGGCUGGCAGCCCGCCGGCAAAAAGCGAAGAAUGCCUGACGGAGCUGGGCACGAUAGUGAACGAGCUGCUAUCGUGGGUCACGGAAAAAAAUAAGAGGCAUAUUUCCGCAGUGCAAAGGAGCCUGAUAACCAGAUUGAAGGACAUCCACUCCAUUCUGGUCGGAAGUGUUCCGGAGGAGCAUGCGCGACCGGCCAUCAUGUCCAAGCCAGUGUGCCCCAGAUGCGAGAGAGUCGGCAUCGAUACCGCGGAGAAGGAGCAGCAGACCCUUCCGACGGAGGUCUGGACCCAGGACCAGGCUAUGCAGACCGGCAGCAUCCCGAACAGCACGGGCCGCAGGAGUGCACACCGGGACUCGGGGGCCAAAGUAGCAACGGCCAACACGGCGGCAAGGCCCAAGCCAGCUGUUGCAAACCCGGCUGCCGACAAAGGAAGCGACGGCGAAGCAAGCAGGAGAACGUCUGAAUGGACGAAGGCCAAGCCUAGAAAUCCCGAGAGGAGACGAGCCAGACUCGACGCCAUAGUGAUCCAAGCAGCAGGCAUGACGUACAGUCAGAUCCUAAGCAUGGUAACUCGCAGGGAGGACGGGAAGCUAGACGACCUUGGCCCUUGCGUCAAGAAAGUGAAGAAGACAGCCAAGGGCGGGCUGCUACUGGAAUUGGCCAGGAAGAAGGAGAACUCCACACAGGCCCUCAAAGGCUGCAUCGAGGAGGUCCUAGGGAGCAAGGCGGAGGUGCGGGCGUACUCGGAGGAGACCAAGGAGACACUCGUCGAGCUACGAGGACUCGACGCACUAGCUACUUCAGAGGACAUCAUCGGGGCUAUUGCGCAGCAGGCAGCGGUGGGCCAAGGCGCCUUGAAAGUAAAGAAGCUGAGAAGCAGUUAUGGCGAGACGCAGACCGCUAUCGUGGCUUUCCCCGCGAGCCUUGCCAAGGCCAUCAUUGCUGUGGGCAAGGUGAAGGUUGGGUGGUCAUUAUGCCAUAUGAGGGAAAAGGAGGCCAUGGCUCGCUGCUACAGGUGUCUUGGGAUGGGGCACAUCGCAAGCGCUUGCAAGAGCUCGAAGGACAGAAGCGGCUGUUGCUUCCGCUGCGGAGACUCGGACCACAGGGCGGCCACCUGCAAAAAGGACCCUCGAUGCUUCUCGUGCGAAGAUAAGGGCCGGAAGGAUCUGAACCUGAACCACUGUAGGGCGGCCCAAGAUGUGCUGUCGCAGACUGCGAGGGAGACGAAGGCGGACAUAGCGCUCCUAAGCGAGCCCCAUAGGACUGGCUCAGACAACCGCUGGGCAGUUGACCUAUCGGGAAAGGCUGCCAUCUGGAGCUGCGGCGCAACCGGCGCGACAAUGCACUCAGUGCACAGUGCGGAGGGAUUUGUAAGGGCUCGGAUAGGUGGGGCAUGGCUGUACAGCUGCUAUAUGGCACCUAGCCUAACCACCAACGAGUUUGAGCGCAUGAUGGACUGCCUAGGAAAUGACAUCAGAGGCCGUUCUGACGUCCUUGUAGCAGGGGACUUCAACGCAUGGGCGCAGGACUGGGGCUGCCCGAGGACGAAUGCGAGAGGGAGAGUGGUCAGAGAAACCUUCGCCUCACUCGAUCUCGUAUUGCUGAACGAAGGGAACCAGCUCACCUUCAGCAGAGCCGGAGCAGGAUCCAUCAUUGACCUGACGUUCGCGAGCCCCUCGCUAGCGACGGGCGCUAACUGGAGGAUAAGCGGCAGCUUUACGGCCAGCGACCACGAAGCAAUAUUGUGCUCAAUUGGUAGCCCUCAAGAACGACCGAGGGAACCGAACAGAGGGAACCAAGGCUACAGAGUCGGUACGCUCCAGGCGAGGAACUUCACCGAGGCAGCACGUGACAUCGGCAACGUCCCACCAAGCGGAGCCAACGAAAUGGCUGACACCCUUGCAGCUAAGCCGCUACCGCAGAAACCACGCUCCUGUUUACUGGUGGAGCGAGGAGAUUGGCUCCAUCCGAGCUGA
This is a messenger RNA of Drosophila bipectinata, 2346 nucleotides long. The record is from RefSeq and is a predicted model, not a curated record. NCBI's taxonomy places the organism in Eukaryota, Metazoa, Arthropoda, Insecta, Diptera, Drosophilidae.